Messenger RNA from Lasiodiplodia theobromae, 1632 nucleotides. Its product is annotated as Hexokinase family protein. Gene Ontology annotation, cellular component: mitochondrion; cytosol. The record is from RefSeq and is a predicted model, not a curated record. The transcript has 2 exons. Bases 1 to 1632 code for a protein of 543 amino acids. Gene Ontology annotation, molecular function: glucokinase activity; mannokinase activity; ATP binding. Gene Ontology annotation, biological process: glycolytic process; intracellular glucose homeostasis; glucose 6-phosphate metabolic process. Lineage: Eukaryota; Fungi; Ascomycota; Dothideomycetes; Botryosphaeriales; Botryosphaeriaceae.
AUGGCCCUUGAUUGUGCUGCCGUGCUGCAGCCGCUUACCCGCCACAUCAACACCCGCGACCUCUUGCAGCUGGCCCGUGGCUUUUCCGACACGUACAGAGACCUGGCCCAGCAGUCGACCCAACACUUCCUCGCAACUCCAGUGACUGCCCUGCCUACUGGCCGCGAAACUGGCACCUUCCUGGCCAUCGAUGUCGGCGGCACUAACCUGCGCGUUGGCUUCGUGAAGCUGUUGGGCGAGGCGGGCGAGCAGAACGAUGACUCCAAUUCAACAUCACGCCAUCAUGUCCCGGACAGACCAGCCAAAAUUCACCGCUGCCAUGAGCGCGCCUGGCCGAUUGAAGAGCACUUGAAAAUGGACCAGGCUGAUGAUUUGUUUAUUUGGAUCGGUGACUGCAUAGCUGCUGUCGUCCGAGAAGCUCUCGACGAUGCAACCCUGCGCAUCAAGGAUCUUGACGCGAUCCCCCUGGGCAUAACCUUUUCUUUUCCUAUGAAGCAAGAUGCAAUAUCCCAAGCCACGCUCAUGCCCAUGGGCAAGGGCUUCGCCAUCACAUCAGACCUCAACCUGGGCAAAAUGCUCCUCGCCGGAUAUGCGCGCCACUGCGCCAACGGCUUCAUUUCCCCGCAAAAAGCAACUCCCACAUUACCCAAGCUCCGCAUCGCCGCCAUCACCAACGACACGGUCGCCACCUACGCCUCCCUCGCCUACUCGAUCAAAGUCUCCAGCAACAGCCGCGUCGUCAUGGGCCUCGUCGUCGGCACCGGCACCAACGCAACCGUCCCCAUGACCGUCGACAGCCUCGGCUCCUUCAAGACGCAAUUUCUAGAUCUCCCGACGGAGACCUCUCCGCAAGACGCGAAGAUAGUCGUCAACACGGAGUGGUCCGUCUGCGGCACCGAUAUCCCCCUAAAGCAACUCCAGGUCCCGACCAUCUGGGACGCCGAGCUCGACCGCGCGUGCGACGCCCCCGGCUUCCAGCCCGUCGAGUACAUGACGGCGGGCCGCUACCUGGGCGAGCUCGUCCGCCUCGUCCUAGUUCAACUACUUCCCGAGCAGUGCGGCUGCGGCACCAAGGACGACCUGCCCCCGACCCUCAUGCGCCGCAACUCCCUGUCCACAAAGUUCCUGGCCACGGUCGUCGCGCUCGCCGACGACGCGGAGCUGAAGAGGAGCUUGGAGGAGCUGUAUCCCCCGCGCUCGGCCAGCGGCGGCAGCUUCGCGUGGACCAAGGAGCGCAUGGGGCUCCUCCGUGCGGCGGCCGCCGCAGUGCAGGUCCGCUCGGCGGCGCUCGUGGCGGCUAUGAUCGUGGGGCUGCUGGCGCGCGUUGGCGAGGUUUAUCUGGACGGCGACGACGACGCUGAGGACACGGAAGCAGAUGCAAACGCCGCUUCUUCUUCUUCUCCUGGCGCGCCGACGACGGGUGAGGCUGAGGAGCAGCUGAUCGUCGCCCAUACCGGCGGCGUGAUCUUGCAGUAUCCCGGCUACUUGGAGGACUGCGAGAAGUGGAUAGAUACGUUGCUUGCUGCAGGUUCGCGGAAGAAUUCGUCCAAGAGGGUCGUUCUCGGCGAGGCGAAGGAUGGGGGAGUUAUUGGCGCAGCCGUUUUGGCAGGCAUGUUUGCAGAAGCAAGGUGA